Porites lobata is the source of this 30465-nucleotide messenger RNA. The record is from the annotation of a GenBank genome assembly. Lineage: Eukaryota; Metazoa; Cnidaria; Anthozoa; Scleractinia; Poritidae.
AUGGUGACCCAACACCAACUGUCAACUGGACGAGUGUUUGAUGGGAGUGACAGUGAUGUCCUGUUUACUGGGAAUUCAUAUGUGAUCAACAACAAUAGAAACAAUGCUGGAACAUAUCGCUGUAAGGCUGACAAUGGAAUUGGCCGUGCCAUUAAUCAGACAAUCCAUGUGACUGUUAACUGUAAGUGCAGUGCAUUUCCCAGUAUUAGUGGUUAGAUACGUUUUUUUUUGCUUAACAAGCAAAAUACAAAUUCUACUAUGUUUGUCCAUUGAUGUGUGAUUGUCUUACUGCUGAACUGGCGCAGGGUAUGGUUCAUAAAAGAAAGUCAAAUUGACACCUCACUAAAACAGAGUAGACUCUCUAAUAUAUAGAUUUAGCCAGGGCUAAAAGCGAGGCUCCCAUUAAUAGAUCUAUAAUUUAAAUCAAACAAUAAACUUGUAUUCCACAAUUCAGUUAACUUUAGAGCACAUUCAUGUGACUUUUAAGGGAAAGGCUCGGUGAUUUUAGAGAAAAAUAAUUUGCAAACAGCGAAAGAUAGCCUCGUAUGUACACCCCCAAAGUAGCAAUCAUCUUUGAUCACAUUUAUAAUAUAAAUUGAAUAACUUCUAGAGCGCUAUUUACAUUCACUGAUCAACAGCGCUUAACAACUUAAAAAACUACAAUAAAAUACAAAUUUGUAAAACUAAUUACAUGUACAUGAAUACUAACAAUGUAUUUUAAUACAGAAUAUUUAUAAUAAUGAUAAUAAACUUAAUUAGUAAUACUAAUAAAGUGAAUGUCAACAGAUUACGUUGUAAAAGCUGCACGAAAUAAAUUAGUUUUCAGCUUACAUUUAAAAAUAGCUAAUGAUUGAAUAUCACGUAAUUCAGCCGGCAAACUAUUCCAUAAAUAUGGGGUAGCAGUAGAGAAAGAUCUGUCACCUAACGUGACAAGCAUUUUUCCUUUAGGAGGGUCUAGCAAUAAACUUUGAUUUGAUCUAAGAUUAUAUAUAGACCUAGUUGUUUAAUAUACUUAGGCGCCAAUCCAUGAAUAGCUUUAAAUGUUAAAAUUAAGAUCUUAAAAUGAACACGAUGUUGUACUGGUAACCAGUGAAGUUGAUAAAGCGCGGGAGAAAUAUGCGAGUACUUACUUAAGCUCAGUACAAAGUCUAGCCGCAGCAUUUUGCGCACGUUGCAAUCUAACUAUUUGCGAGUUAGGAAGGCCAUACAGAAGUCCAUUACAAUAGUCUAAACGACUAGUGAUUAAAGCAUGAAUAAGCGUUAGUAACGAAUCGCGAGAUAAAUACUUCUUAAUCCUUCUAAUAUUAUGUAGGUGAUAAAACGUGGCAUUACAGAUUUUAGUAACAUGCGUUGACAUUGACAACUUAUUAUCAAACCAUGCACCUAGAUUUCUAACACAGGAACUAGGAUAAAUAUCAUAAUCACCUACAGAGAUAUUACAUACAUCAUUGAUCUUACCUAAUUGUUGUCUAGUUCCUAUUGAUAUCAACUCAGUUUUAUCAUCGUUAGUCAUUAACCUAUCCCUAAUCAUCCAAUUUCUUAAGUCACUGAUACAUCUAUUCAUAGCACUAAUAGCUUCAUCCAGACUGGACUUAUCAUCAGACUUAAAACUAAGAUACAAUUGCGUAUCGUCGGCAAAACAAUGCACGUUAGGAAGAUUUUUCUUUAUGAUAGUAAAUAGCUUAGACGCGUAAACUACGAAUAAUAGAGGUUCAAGGCAAGAGCCUUGUGGAACACCACAGUCCAAGUCGAAAUAAUUUGACAGAGUACCAUGUAUAGAGACUCGCUGACUUCUUUGAGAAAGAUAGGAGUAGAACCAAUUGAGUGAAUUCGCACGUAGACCAACAUCAUUAUGCAAACGAUCGAGCAACACAUCAUGCCACACUGUGUCAAAUGCUGCGCUAAGAUCCAGAAGAACCAGUAACGUUACAUGCUGGGAAUUCAUCUUUACAAGAAUAUCGUUCAUUGCUCUCAGUAAUGCAGUCUCAGACUGUGAUAUUGUCUAUAUGCAGACUGGAACAAGGGAUAAAUGCCAUUUGCCAUCAUAUGUUCAUGCAACUGAUUAAAGACCGCUCUUUCAGUUAGUUUUGACACAUACUGUAGGUCACUUACUGGCCUACAGUUCUUAAAUACCAGAUUAAGACCGGUCGUCUUUAUAACGGAUUAACCAGUGCACAUUUCCAGUUUGAUGCAAACGAACCAGACUCCAGGGACAGAUUAAUGAUUUUAGUAAUAACUGGAAGAAGCACGUCAAUACAGUUAAUCACCAAAGACGUUGGCAUGGGAUCCAAAGUACAACUUUUCUUAGGAAAACCUUCAAUGAGUUUACGCACAUCUCCUUGUGACAAUGGUUUAAAAUGAUCCAUCAAAGCACAGAUGAUUCAGUAUCGUCACUAGAAACUUCUGAUAAUGCUGAUGUUAAUUUAUCCAGCUUAGCGUGAAUCGUUCUGAUCUUAUCAACAAAGAUAGCACCCAUUUCAUUGGCAAGAGUCAAUUUAUUAUCAGAUGCCGGGAAAAGAACAUCAUGAUUAUGUUUCAGUAGUUUCUUUGUUGCCGUGAACAAAUCCUUCGGAUUGGAACUGUUCUUCUCAAUGAAUUCCUUGAAGAAUUCAAGACGCGCAGUAUUCAUAAGAUAAGUGAUGUAAUUCCUCUUAGAUUUAAUGCUCUUGAUCACCGUAGAUUAAUUAGGCCUGAAAAAAAAAUCAGGCGGAAUUCAUUGCGUUCGACAAGUUUACAUUACAAAAUCUUGCUAACAAAUCUGGGUGCGUCUAAACCAACCUUUUAUACCAUUUAAACAUCACAUCUGAGGUGAAAGAGUACUAUGAGGGACUGUUUUGAUCAUACAGACCUCGGGCAGAAUGCAGUAUUUCACAAUUUUGCAAUACAAAGUGCAUUCUUUCAACAUUCAGGACGAUCGAUCGAAGCACGCGUGGGCUUUUUGCUAAGCAGUUAAAAAAAUUUCCAAAAUCACCUAGUAUAUAUGGCCAGCCGGUUCUACUUUUGCAGAGCGAGCUGUGGUCGUGUUUGAAUGAACAUUAACAGAGUUACGUUUGAACAUAAUAAAGAAUUUGUUAUGGUUAUUUUUUAUUUAGUGGUUUAAUUCACGAAGACAAGUAUUAAAGUGUCUCUAAAAAUCCCGAGUCUUCAAGCUUAAAGCUUAAGUUUAUGUUUUAAGCCGACUUCAUUAAAUUAGAUAUAAAAAACAAACAUCAAAUACAAAAAUUACUCAGGCUUACCAUUCGAGAUGCAGCCCUGAAAGGUAUCAAGUAAGGCCAGUAUCGCUUCAGACUUUGCAACCCAAUUAGGCAUCAAGCAAGGUGAAAAACGAAAACGAUGCCAUCCGAAAUCGGAUUUCCGACUUUGACAAGUGACAUAUUUCUCAACCAGAAACCCAAUAAACAAACUAGCCGUGAAUAACAGAAGACUCCUGAUAGCAGCUGAAUUUCAUUUUGUACAUCCAGUGGAAAAAGACAGUUAAAAACAUCACAAGUUGACACAAAACUCUGUCAGCUUCAGCUGUCAAAGUAAACAAGAUUCAACAUGCUGCAUAAAUUUUCCCCAUGAACUCACCUGUCAAAUUUUGACCAAUUACAGCAUAAAAAUUGGACAAGGAGCAUGACCAACGCGUGAUCAUAGUGAGCAAAGUCAAAAGCAACUGUCUUCCCUACCUGUAAUAGCUAGCUGAAUUUUCGCGUCCGAGGUCAGUUUGAAAUCAAAAUUUUAAUUGUGCGGCAGAAAUACUCGACAUAUUUCAUAUGAAUUUUAAAACAAAUUAAAUUUGAGCCCGCGAUCAUUUGAAAACUAGUAACUUGUCAGCGGAUAACUUCAAAAAUACUGACUUCAGUAGGCGAUAUGGUCAAGUGAUACUGGUCAGCGGAUACCCUGUUUUGACAGCUGUCAAAUGAUCACAACAUUGAUGUUCAAUAUGUGUGCAUUGUCAGUUUUCCUUGUCGAUCAGUGGGCUCCUAGAAAUGUGGCUUGGGCUCCUAACUUUUUAUUUCAGGAACCCAGAGGGCUCCCAAAAAAUUUUCUUAGGCAGCAGCCUUGCUCAGUCACCUUGUUAUUACGGCCACUUUAUUUGGCUGCCUGGCAAAAAGGCCAUAAAUUUCUUUCAUGUAAAAAACCCUUGUUAAUACGGUCACCCUUAAAUACGGCCAAUUUUUUUCGGUCCAUUGGUGACUGUAUUAACAGGGUUCGACUUUAAUAGAUCUCUAUACUCUAGGUUUACCUCAAGUAAAAUGUACAUUAAUUAUUUGUACAUUCUUACAAAUCCACAAUAGGAAGAAAGGUUAAAGCAACCAGUUUUAAGUAGUACAGCCUGCAAGUGCUAAAGGAGUGAGAUUUUAUUUGACAGGUUACACAUCAUACUGAAUAAUGUCAAAGAUACUUAAAAUCAAUACACUGUAACAAGGCUUUGCUAUAAGUAAAUGGCGCCAUCCCCUGAGUGCUGAAGCGUGGAGUCUUGACCGUAUUCUCGGCGCUCGUAUUUGCACGCGAAAAAUUAUUAAACGAAUAAAUACUAAUGAAACAAAAUGUGAAACAAAAUAAAGUACCUGAUGAACAAGUCAUAGCGGCGAAGUUACGACAAGAAAUGUUUAAGCGAUAAGAAUCAAGUACCUUUAUGAAUAAAAAGAAUGAUUUCUUUGUGAACUGCUAUUGAAAUAAAUUUGGCGACGUUUACCGUAUGUAAAUGAGAGUAUCAAAUUUAUAUGAAGCAAAUACAAAUUUUAGUUUUGAGAUUUUUCUAUUUUAACGAUGACUUCUAAAACGGCACAUUAUAAAUUGUAACUGCAGAGGAAACAAAGGAGAAAUAUUCAUCGAUAUUCAACAAAUCGUCUAUUAAACCGGGCACGCAAAGUUUUGCGCCGAGAGCGAAUUUGUUUAAAGGCCGAUACACAGGCUCAUUUUGCAUUGCCAGUACACACGAGGGGUCAUACUGCGAGAGCUAGCUCCUUGUUAUGGUACACAUGUGUGAGCAAACGAAAGAAACUUGGUGUCGGAUAGCUGAUAUUCACCAGGUGAGGGUUGGGGAACUAGUUCAAAAUUAAACAUGGCGACUUCCUUCCGGUCCAGAUCAAAACAGAAAAAGUUGAUUCUUUUGAUGAUGAUGAUGCUUGAAGAUGACUCAUCAGUUAGUAAAAAAGUUGCCAGGAAAACUUGGGCUCGCCUGUGGCUUCUGAGAAGACAGGAGAAAGGGGCUUUUUAUACUAUUUUUUGAGAAAUGUCCGUUGAAGGUUCAGACGGAUUUUGUGAAUACAUGCGAAUGCCAUACGCAAAAUUCGAGCUCAUCAACUUUUACACUUUUAGUCGAGGCCGUCUUGAAUUUUGAGCACAAGUCAAGGGUUCCAAAGGAAUUGUGGAUGAAAAUUUGAUUGGUUAAUGUUUUACAUUUGCCGUAUUAAUCCGCACACAACAAAAAAAUGUGUUGCGUCUAGCGCAAGCACGUGUGUCACCGACAGAGGCGGGAAAAGUUUAUCACGUCUCGUGUUUUCACUAUUGAAACUAUUGAAAACAUCUAAAAAUGUUGAAUUGAAGGUAAAAGCGUAUUGAGGAUAAUUUUAUUAUCACUUUUUGGUAUGUUUGAUAUUUAAUAAGAUAGAGCCACAUGUACUUGUGACAACUCUAGGAGUGUGUAACAGCGUUAGAAGUCGAUCAUAAUUUACCAAUAUGCGCGUUAAUUCGAAGAAAAAGUGUUUUGAAACAAUGUAGGGGUAUGCAAUGUUUUUUGUUCGGCAGCUACGAGAAAUAACAUUUACAUUCAGACAAUAGGUAAAGCCAACUCAGCAGGGUUUAAAACGCAAAACGUCCAGGCUCGUUUUCUUUCCAGGAAAGGGCUUCGCUCUUUUAAAAUAUUCUCUGGUUACUUUACGCUAUUCUCCUGCUUCUGCAAUUCUUAAUGAAACCCCUGCCUGUGUAAUAUUUGAUUAAUAUUUUUUCUUAUUGCUUUAAUUUAUUUGUUUGCACAAAUUAUUUGCAAAGACCUACAUGUAAGAAGUUUAUGUCUGGUCAGGGUUAUCACUGAAAUAAUAAUUAACUAUUAUUAUAUAUUGGAUGAGAUCGAGCCAAUUGUGAUUUGUCAGUGAUGAGCAAUUAUUGCCGAAGACAGAACUGAGUUUGUUUUAUUAAGGAUUAUCUUCGAAAAACGAGGAGAUCUGCCAUUUUCACGUAAGAGCGAUCGCAUGAAGGAAAAAAACAUGGUUUCAUUUCUGCAUGAGCAGAAUAUUAUUUGCAGCCAAACAAAGUUGGACGACGUUGGGCAUGAGCAGACCAUUAUUUGUGGGCAGUUAUUUGUAGGUCAUGUGGUAGGCUUUCUGCCAAUGAAUGAUAAGAAUUAUUAUUCAUCCUCAGGAGGAAAUUAUUUUCUAACAAGGAUACCUUGUUCUAUUUACUUCAGUCAAACCAGAGAAUGUCCAGUUGAAUGUGAGUGGCUCAAGCAUCUGUCAGGGUGAUGUCUUUAAUAGAAGCUGCUCUUCUGAUGGCAACCCUCCCGUUGAUACUUACCUCUUGUUUGAAAAUGAUACCCUUCUAAAUACCAGUGGUAGUUCAGUAGUAACUAAGACAGCGUCAGCUGGAGGAGUGCUUGUUUACAGAUGUGAGGCUAAUAAUACUGUGGGAACGGCAAAUGCAACAACAACUGUCACUGUAAAUGGUAAAAAAUGAAAAAAAUAAUGUGCAUUUGUACUGUAUCUAGAUAAUUAAUUAUUAAUCCACCAACAUACAAACCCCACAAGCAUUUAGUACAUUAUGCUAGAAAAAUUGGUCAAAGGCAGGCCAACAAAAAUGCUCCAAAUAGGCUCUUUGCAUGAAUUUGAUCACCUGUUGAACUUUCAGUAAAAACGAAAACAGUUUGCUUUUGAAAACGUCUGUUAGCACAAGCUCUAAGAGCAUAUUAAAACUAAAAUAUAACCUGAGAAUUUUUCAGCUGUGUAUCUCCAAAAAUUAAUAGCCGAUUGUAACGGCCGCCGAAAGUUAGAAUUAGGCAUUUGUAUGAGAAAAACAACUUUUGCCAACUGUCGUUAAUUUUUUUGUUAUACAUUUAAGGGCUCAAAUUGCCUGUUAUGAAUUAAAAGGAGAUUUGAACCCUGUAAUGCUUAAGAAAAUAUUCCAUGAAAGUUUUGAAAAUUUCGAAAUUACAAGGAAUUGUAUGGAAAACCAUGCAAGCGUGUCCAGGAUGGCAAAAGUUGUUUUUCUCAUACAAAUGUUUCUAACUUUCGACGGCCAUUGCAAUCGCUACUUUUGAGACAUACGGCUGAAAAUUCUCAGGUUACCUAAUUUUAAUAUGCUCUUUCAGCUUGUGCUAACAAAAUUUUCCAAAAGUGAACGGGUUUUGUGUUUACUGAAAGUUGAUCACGUGAUCAAGUCAUGGAAAGACCCUAUUGAUUUGGUGCCACUAUAACAAGACUAUUGCUCCUUGUCAUUAACUGGUAAAAUGCAUUUAACUGUAUUUAAUGUUUUGUCAACCUGACACAAAAAAGUUUGAAUCUCAAAUGUAAUCAUCUCUAUCUCCCUUUUGAUGUAGAGGCAUCUAUGAUACAGGCUCUGACCAACAUCACAGUAAUAGAGGGUGAAAACAGUACUUUGACUUGUCAUGUUAGUGGUACACCUACGCCACCUGUAUCCUGGACAGAAGUUAGAACAGGUCACCGUACAGAAGGGAAAAUCCAAGCACUUGUUAAUGUCAGUAGAAGUGAUGCUGGAGAAUACAAGUGUGAAGCAAGCAAUUUUUGUGGAAAUGACUCCAAAAGUACAUUUCUGAUUGUUAACUGUAAGUGACUGCUAUGAAUGGUAAAUAAAAGUAAAUGUAUAAUCCCAGUGGUAUUUUAUGUUCAGUAGCUGCUUGUACUGUGGUUUACCCAUCAUUAUUUCCAUCCAAACUGCAGUAAGAAAAGAAAAUGCUUAGAAUGUUGUUAUAUGUAGGAUAAAGGAAUCGCAAUUUUUCAAAUAUCCUCCUGGGGAACAGAGUUGGUGCAAUUUUUGGGGGAGUUACUAGCUGUAAAUUGGCAGUGUUUGACCUUGGAAAGAAAGUCAGUUUUGGUCUGAGUUUCGAGAGAAUUGAGAAAUAAGGGCUUUGAGAGUUAACGGUUUGUGUUGUACAUGUAAGUAUAAAACUAAUAUUUAAAACUUUUGUUUUAGACUGAUUGACUAAAUAGAAAAAAAUUAUCCCAUUGUUUAAGACUUUUUGUGGCUGGUCAUUCAAACUAAAGUUUAAAAUUUCAAAUUUAUUGAGACAAAAGUUCAUAAUGUACAAUGUAGACGCUUACAUCAUUUUUGGUCAAUUUGUUUGGACAGAUCUCCAAAGAAUGUUUUCUACAUCAAUUAUCAUCAGUUUUCACAGAUAACACCCUGCACCUAAUUAUGUAUUAUUUCUUAACAUUUACUUUUUUCACUCAAUGUUUAAAGGGUGUUUUUGUCUUUUUGUUAUCUCUUUUCAGUCAAACCAGAGGAUGUGCAGUUAACAACGAAUGUCAGUGCUAAGAGAGCAUGUCUGAAUGACGUUGUGUUCUUUAACUGUUCAGCAGCUAAUGCAAACCCACCAGUGGCAUUAUAUCAGUUUUUUGAGAAUGAUGUUAUGUUUGGUAGUAGCAGCUCAGGAGAGUUCAGCAAAAUGGUGAUGAACAGUGGUAAUUUAACAUACAAAUGUGUGGCAAACAAUACUGCAGGAACAACAAGCAGCCAGGAGGUUUCCAUUACUGUUAAUGGUAAGGCCAAUAUAUGAUUAUAUAAAAAGAUAGGAUGUUCUGUUUUCUCUGCUGUUUGUCAGUUCCCUUCUUGUUAUAGUGUAUCACUUUCUUCCAGGUGUCUCACGGGCAAGUAGAAUAGCGUGUGCCGGUUAAACUGGAGGUAUCUAAAGCCCUAUAUCAAAGAAACUUUCAUAAUCUGGCUUUCCUAAUAAACCAACAGUGUUUAAAAAAAAUUGAACUGUUGAUUCGUUUAGGAUUUUUCACCGGUUUUUGAGGACAAGAAAAGGCGGAGGAGUAGGCUUUUAUGUAAAAACCUCAAUUAAUUUUGUAGUUUGUUCUAAUCUAAAUGUACCUAAUCUUGAAAAUGUAUGAAUUGAAAUUCGUAAACCUAACUCAAAGCCAUUUCUGAUAGCUACAUGGUAUAGACCUCCUUGCUCCUCGAUUGAUUUAUUUUCAUAUUACAAAUCAUUUCUUGAAAAAUUAGAUUCCCUUGGUCUUGAGUAUUAUCUUUCAGGUGAUUUAAAUUGUAACCUGGCCUCUUUACAGCAUGAUUCAAAUACUCGUCAUGUGAAAUUUCUGAUUUAUUUGGGCUUCAACAACUUAUAAAUGAACGUCCGGAGGCUCUCAUAUUGGCAUCAGCGAUCACAGCCGUAUUUACGUUUAUAGGAAAUUAUCUCCUGCGUUUCCUUCAAAAGGGCAUUCAACCAUUUCUUACAGAAAUUUUAAAAAUUGUGAUCGAGAGAGUUUUCGUACCGAUAUUGCUCAGCAGGACUGGACUUGUAACGGCUCUUAUGAUCCUAAUGUUUUGUGGGCUAACUGGAAAACGAAAAUUUUUGGAUUAUGUUAACUUUCAUGCUCGCACUCCGAACUACCUCAAGGAACAAUUCUUGGUCCCCUUUUAUUUCUUAUUUACAUCAACGAUAUUGUCUGGGGUAAUUGUGGAAACACUCUGUUUGACAGGCUACAGAAGCUUCAGAACCGUGCUGCUUGGGUUCCAACUUUUUCUAGAUAUGAUGCUGAUGCCAACCGCUUCUUUGGACAACUUAAUUGGAAAGACUUGAGCACUCAGUUUCAAAUACAAAAAGCCCUAAUGGUUUACAAGUCCUUAAAUAAUCUUGUUCCAGGAUAUUUAUCCUCUAAAUAUCUUAAACGAUAUGAAACGCGCUACUCCCUAAGGGACUCUGUUAACAAACUAAUUGUCCCAUUCCCGCGAACUAACUUCAUAGCUUCAGUUAUAGCGGAGAAGUUCUCUGGAACAGCCUGCCCUGUGAUAUGAGAGAGGCUAAAACUUAAAGUCAUUUUAAACGAUUGGCUCAUCAGAAUUUCUGAUUUUUUAAGUACUGUGUACACGCGGCAUCCAUAAAAAACAGGUCUUAGUUAGGUUAGUUGUAGAUAGUUUUGCAUACUGUUUAGGGUAGUUAGGUGUAUCUAAUUUUUUUUUUGUACUCCUGAUGAAUUUAAUCGUGUUUAAAUAAAGAAUUAUUCUAUUCUUCUAUUCCUAUAUUUCGAGGGCUUAUACAUGGUUAUUUUCGCAGUUUUAAACUAUUGAGGUCCCAGCCUUUCAGGGUUAUCAAAAUUUAAAUUUAAUGUUAUGCAGUACUUGCAGAUCCCCCUGCUCCUGAGUUUCUUUUCACAGCCUUGUCAUUUAACUUUUAAUCACAGAUCUGAAAUAUAAUAGACAGUUUUUGUACGUGUAUGAUGAUUGCUCAUGUACUCCGUUUUUACACAUGUAGUAUUAAAAAAAAGAGGGAGAGAAUAAAACCAUUACAUCUUAAAUGUCCCUUAAAAUUGCAGUGCCUGCAUCCAUUCAGUCAGUCGAAGAUCAUUUUGUUUUCGAACGUCGCAAUACAAGCCUUAUUUGUAAUGCAUCUGGGACUCCUCAGCCAACUGUGUUUUGGAUCGAUGUCGCCAGUGGUCAGCGCACAAACAGCAGUGUACUGGAGUUUACCAACAUUAGCAGAAGUGAAGCUGGAGAAUACAGAUGCGAAGCUAACAAUGAGUGUGGGAGUGCAUUAGAGGCAGUUAACGUUACUGUGCUGUGUGAGUAGAUUUAGCAUAAGACGUUACAUUAGUUCUCAACAAGUGAUGGAUCAAGCAGAACCUUUUUGUACUCUGAAUAAUAAUAAUAAUAAUAAUAAUAAUAAUAAUAAUGAUAAUAAUAACAAUAAUAAUGCUAUGACACUGUAGGAUAAUCCCAACAUUUACGGUAGUAAAGUGGAAGGCAAUACGGAUACCAUGAUAAUUAUUGCCGCAGAAACAACACUUGUAUUCAAAGUUGGUUAGCCUUCGUAGCAGGCGCUUGCCUCGUUCUUUCGUGCGUCGUUUCUUCCAAGCGCCUGCUACGCAGGCUGACAGUUGGUAAUCAUUGUCAGUUGAAAUACUUCACAGAAGUAAUUCACAGGACAGAGGACAAAAUUACUGGAUGUUGCAUUUAAUGCACUGUUCUUGUAACACAUGAUAUGAAACUUGCUGACAAGAUGAUUUGCCUUGAUGUCUUCUUCAUAACCUUACAGGAACAUUUUGUGUAUGGGUUAAGGCACUACAAAUCGAACUAGAACAGCAAUAACUAUUCUCCUUUAAAUGAUACUUCUUGAAUGUAUUUUAUUACUCCAUUGUAGAUCCACCAGAAAAUGUGCUAUUGACAACAAAUGCCACUACUAAUAAAGCUUGUCAGAGUGAUGUAGUAAGCUUCACCUGCUCAGCCGAUGCUGUUCCAUCUGCGAUGUCAUUCCAGUUGUUUAAAGAUAACGUUCCUAUGGAGACAAGUGCCUCAGGAAUGUGGGUUAAAGCACUGUCAGAAGGAGGCAUGUUUCACUACAAAUGUGUAGCUAACAAUUCCAUUGGAUCAGCAAGCAGCACAAAUAUUAACAUUACUGUUUACGGUAAGUGAGACCGUAAAAGUACGUUGGUACUCAUGUUAGAUCGAUUUUCGAAUGACCUUGAAAAAUGGUUUCCGUAAGUGUUUGCUAUUUGUUUUAUCAGCCAAUGGAUGAAAAGAACAAAACACGGGCUCUUCAUGUUUCCGCCAAAGAAAACCCUAACAUGGAGAAGGCAUUAUUCGAUUGACCAAUCGUGUUGCAGUAUGACGUCAAAGCGAUUUCUAGAAAGUUCUUCGGGCAUGAAGUUUUUUCAGCCGAGCGUUCACUUAACCAACCAAAAGCCAGGUGCGUUUGCAUCCGUUCGAUAAACCGAUCAAAUCGCUUUAUUUCCGUUCGUUUGUUUUUUUGUUUUGUUCGUGCGUUUUCAUUUCAAAGUCAUACGAAAAUUGCUCUAACACUUUAUUAUGAUUUGACUGAUUCUAGUUACACACGAUCUGAUCUCUGUGUUCUCUGUACAUAUUCUGCCACAUCAGCGUUUAAUGAAAAACCACAGUGACAUCAUGGGCGUACACAUAACUGAGAAACUGUAUGGAAUAAAUUUCCUUAAUUAAGUAGAUGCGUGUAGACUUGUUCCUGGAAGAUUCCCCUCAUGGUUUCGACUUUUUUAAGCAACUACAGUGUAUUAAGAGUGAUGACAUUUUGUGUGUGAUACCCGAGGAGGUGCAAUUAGAUGGGAGAUGAGACGUGUACUUGUUUGCUGUUUUCAAAUGGUUUAUAUUAAUUCAUUAAUUCUUUCCUUAGAACUCAUAGUCUUAUGUUUUUGACCAGAGGAUGGACUCCUUUAAAGGGCACGAGUAGUGUCAGUUGGUUUAUAUCUGAAGCACAGUACAUGCUGCUGUAGUACUCACAUGUACUGUCACUUUUCUUCCAGUUCUCCCGAAACUUUCUAGGCCAAGUUAUGUGAAGGCCAAUUAUCGCUUACCUGGGGUUAAAUUUAAUCCCCGCAGCUAAUCAAAAUUAUUUUAUUGGAUAAUGUUCUCUUUUCAUUUUUGGAGCAUCCAAUCAUCAAAUUGUAGACAAAAAAAAUAAACUGAAUUUGCUUUUUAAGCCUUCAGAUCUGAAUUCAAAUUUUGCACUAAACCCAGCUUUGAACAACUCGCCUCUGCUGGACAGAUAGCUACAGAAUUUCAUUUACAUUUUCAAUCCAAAUGUCCCUUAAAAAGAGUUGUUCACUCAGUCGUCCGUAGCACGUACAGCUUUAGUAUCUGUGCUUGCAGUUUAAUCUUAAUGUCCCCAACUAUAAGGUCAAUCAGAAGAAACAGCUGUUAGUCUUUCUUUUUUUUAUACUUUCAUUUUCAUUUUUCACUCCAGUGCCAUCAACCAUCCAGCCUUUGCAAAACAAGACAACGACUGAAGGUGGUAACUUGAACCUGUCUUGUAAUGCAUUUGGUACUCCUCCGCCAGUCGUGUCAUGGGUGAGAAUCAGCACUGGUCAGUCACUGGAUGGUAGUGUGUUACAAUUCAUCAAUAUCAACAGGAGUGAAGCUAAAGACUACAGAUGUGAAGCCAGAAAUGAGUGUGGUAAUGCAUCAGAGGCACAAGACAUUGAUGUGCAGUGUAAGUAAUGAACGGAGUUCACCAAAUUCUGCCGUAUCGUUAAGGGGGCUUUGGCAUCCACGUUGGCGACGAUAGCAAAAACGUUACUUAAAAAGUAUACUGGUCCUCUUUCAAACAUCAUCGCUAUUAUUCCGCUGUGUUCAAUUUGUCAAAUGUUGUCAAUUUUGCUUGAUUUGACGUCUGUGGACUAUAUCUAACUUCAGAAAAAAAUCGUUCUGUUUUGAUCACGUCCUCUAUAAAACGCUAAAUUAAGAAUUUUCACGUCGUAGUCGUACAACGAGGUCAGGAAAUGUAAAAAAAAAAGAAAGAAAAGAAAGUGUGAUGCACCUGCAAAGCUGGUGUUUUGCUCAUCUAAUCCUAUAUUGCUCUUUUACCGUUCCCGUUCACGUUGCCAUCGCUAUCGUCGUUGUUUAAGCACCCUGCUAAGCUUUCAGUCUGUCUGAAUAUACAGCGUCGCGUUUCGGGGGAAGAAGAGAGAGAGCCUGAGUACGAGUUUGUUAGAUUGACAUCAUAGCGGGGCUCCCACGCGCGCGAAGAGUCCCAUACCCAUAGAUUAUGGUCAACCUCUUUUCGUUUGGUUGUCACGUGAUUGACCGAGCGUACGUACGUACGCGUCUACGGAUUGUACGGGUGGGGUAGGGGAGACUAUCAAAAGGAAGGGAGGGGUGUCUCAGGCGUGUCUUGCCAAGUCCACAUCUCUUACAUUGGACAUUCACAAUAUGGUCAAUUGACAGCUGUCAAAACAGGAUAGCCACUGACCAGUAUCCCAUGACCAUAUCGCGGGCUCAUGUGUCAACUCAUUGAGUUGACGUGAUUUAUUUGGAAGCUGUCCGCUGACCAGUUAAUUAUUUUACUAGAUUGCGAUCAAUGUUCAGUCUCAUACUUUCUAGCUAGUUUGGGAUCGGAGCCCAGGAAAACUGAUACACGUCAAUGUUGUGAUCCAUUGACAGCAGUCAAAACAAGGUAUCCGCUGACCAGUAUCACUUGACUGUAUCUCUGGCUCGCGGGGUCGACCCAUCGAGGUCAAGUGUUUUUUUGAAGUUAUCCGCUGACAAGGUACUGUUUUUCAAAUGAUCGCAGGCUCAAGUUUAAUUUUUUUAAAAAAUUCAUAUGAAAUAUGUUGUGUUUAUGUGCCGCACAAUUAAAAUUUUGAUUUCAAACUGACCUCGGACGCGAAAAUUCAGCCAGCUGCUACAGGCAGGGAAGAGAGUUGCUUUUGACUUUUCUCGCCAUGUUCACGCGUUGGUCACGCUCUACGUCCAAUUUUUAUGCUCUGAUUGGUCAAAAUUUGACAGGUGAGUUCAUGCUGAAAAUUUAUGCAGCAUCUUGAAUCUUGUUUACUUUGACAGCUGAAGCUGACAGAGUUUUGUGUCAACUUGUGAUGUUUUUAACUCUCUUUUUCCACUGCAUGUACAAAAUGAAAUUCAGCCGCUAUCAGGAGUCUUCUGUUAUUCAUGGCUAGUUUGUUUAUUGGGUUUUUGGGUGAGUCAAAGUCGGAAAUCCGAUUUCGGAUGGCAUCGUUUUCGUUUUCAUCUUGCUUAAUGCGUAAGAGGGUUGCAAAGUCUGAAGCGAUACUGGCCUUACUUGAUACCUUUCAGGAGCUGCAUCUCGAGUGGUAAGCCUAAGUAAUUAUUGUAUUUGAUGUUUGUUUUUUAUUCCUAAUUUAAUGAAGUCGAGCAUAGUUUAUGCGGCUAUUUUGUUGUAAGAUUUGAGGACAAUGAUCUGACCGAGUAUCAGGUUUGUUAUAAGCUUGAUCUGACAGUAUCAGGUUUCAUAUAAGCUUACAGAUCUUUAAAAAUCCUUUAGACAUUUUCUCACCGCAAAUAGAAAGAAAACGUUUCAAAGAAUAUUUAGUUAUAAUUCUGGCUGUAAAAGAAAGGUUUGAGCGAUUUUCUUGCCUCGAGUUCGUCUUCCGGGAAGCCGGCUUAAAACAUAAACUUCAGCUUUAAGCUUGAAGACUCAGGAUUUUUAGAGACCUUUUAAUACUUGUCUUCCUGAAUGAAAAUUGUCGUGUCUGUACUUGUUUCACCGAAUGUUAUUUCUUUUAUUGAUUGUUCGUACUCUCUCUUGUUAGUACUGUUUACGGCUAAAGCCCACGCGUGCUUCGAUCGUCCUGAAUAGCAAUUUGUAUCGCAAUAUUGUGAAAUACUGCAUUCUGUUGUCAGAGGUCUGUAUGAUAAAAACAGUGCCUCAUAGUACUGUUUCACCUCAGAUGUGAUGUAUAAAUGAUAUAAAAGGUUGGUUUACACGCACCCAGAUUUGUUGGCAAGAUUUUGUAAAAUAAACUUGUGGAACGCAAAAAAUUCGGCCGGAAUUUUUUUUCCAGGCCUAAUUAAUCUACGGUGAUCAAGAGCCAUUAUGGCUCUUAAUAAAUGUGAUCGAAGAUGAUUGCCAGUUUUUGGGUGUACUUAUGAGGCUAUCAACUCGAUGUGAGAUUUGGUUCACUCUUGGGCUGUUUGCAAAUUAUUUUUUGUAAAAUCACUUAACCUUUCCCUGAAAAGUCACACGAAUGUGCUCUAAAGUUAACUGAAUUGUGGAAUACAAGUUUAUUGUUUGAUUUAAAUUACAAAUUUAUUAAUGGCAGCCUCGCUUUUAGCCCCGGCUAAAUCUAUAUAUUAUUGACAUCGUCUGUUUAGCUCUUUUGCCCUUCUAAAAAACAAGGACUUUACACGAGACGAUGUUGAAGGGAAUUGAGCUCUUUCGUAAAUUUUGCAUUGAAAUGAACGUGACUUAGACGAAAUUUGAUUGCCCUGUUCUCCAAAGCCCAUUGAGCAGUAAUCCAGGAUUGAAUUUGUUUUCACUGUCUUAUGGAUUAUUUGUGGACCUUUCUUAGACUGUCAUUUUUGGUUUACAGGACCGUUUCUCUGACUUAAGACUCGCAAGUUUUUAUGAGCUGUUUUAUUAAAGGAAUUUCCUUUAAAAAUUAGGACAACGUUUUGUCUGAUGUUCACCGUAAUACAUAGACUGCCAUGGCAAUACAAUUAAGCGGACCAACGGCUUAAGAGUAGCAUUGAAGUUAUAGUGUCUUUGGUGGUUGUCUGAAUAUUGUUUCCGUUUUUAUCUUACAUAUAUGUAUGCUACACUGCUUUGGGAGAAAAUCCCAUAUAUACAAGUGAAUGGCGUCUUUUGGCCAAUGUCUUGGUUUUUUCCUAGCUAUCAUGCCACAUCAUAUGUUGAUUGAACUUUGUCAUGUAAAUAUAAACAUUGUUUUUCCUAUAGACAAGCCAGAGAACGUUCAGCUAACAACAAACGCCAGUGCAAACAAAGCAUGCCAGAAUGACAUCUUGAAACUUACUUGUUCAGUCGGAGAUGCCAAUCCAGAAGUGACUUCAUAUCAGUUGUUUCGAAAUGGCACUGAUGUUGGGGAAAGCAACACAAGAAUGUGGGUUCAAACACUGUCAAACACCGGAGUGUUGAUGUACAAAUGUGUGGCAAACAACUCUGUGGGAAGUUCAGAAACCCCGAGUGUUUCUAUCACCGUUAAUGGUAAUCAUGAAUUUCAUUUUUCAUGUCCGCCUCUUUUCACCCUUUCAGCAGAGCCUUUCUAUUGCUAGUUUGAUGUUGGCGCGCUCGAUAAAGACUCUGCUUGCAUCAAAUAAAAUCUAGCCUCUUUUAACCCUUCCUGCAGAGCCUUUCUUUUAUUUUAUUAGCUUUGGCCGGGUGGUCAGCGCGUCGGAUUCGCAAUCCGCACGUUCCGGGUUCGAGUCCCGCUCUGGCGACUUUGGAUUUGUUCUUGGUCGUCCCGAGUUGAAAUCCUCGGUCACGCUUGUAAAUAGCCAACUGGUUGCCUUCUGCUAGUUGGCGCUUUUAAUCCUGUUAUGUUGUAUUAUUUGUUUCUAAGUAUUUGAGUGCAUAAGUUAAGUGCACUUUCCACUAUAAACAAGCCACACUCGAGAAAGACCCUGCUUGGAUCGAGUAAGAUCUUAGUUUAACAUGCACUGAAUGUUGCUUAAUAGCGUAAUAGCUGUGAGCUUGGUACAGCAGGCUCAGUUAUGACCAUGGGUUUAUCAGUAAACGAAUGCUUGCACUCGAAAAAGCCUCCAAACUAGUGCAGAAGUUCGGGAUGCGGCAACUUCAAAGGUUUGACACGAUUCAGGCAGAGUCCCCUUAACAUCUCCUCCAUAAUUAAGAUAUGAAAAGGAGGCUCAGGCUGUGCUCACAGGGUGAACUCUUUCAUGUAGUUGUUCAAAUUUGUAAUAAUGUUUUGGGGGUUGAUGACAAGGAGUUUUGGAGAGUAUUCGCUUCCUAUCACGCUGGGAAAAAAAGUGCUAAAACCUCGGCCAAAAGAUUGGGAGCGUGAUAGAUUGGGGGCAUGAUUAUAACUAUCUUUCCUUUAAAGGCAUGACACUGAAAUUAAUACAGGCAACAAUACUUGACUCCCGAAAAAUUUUGGAGUAGGCGUUUUCUUGGUAAAGAGUCACGUGACCCUCUAGUGGCCAAUUAAAAAAUCAAAACUCCCAACGACUUCUCCUCCAAGGGAAUUAAACCUGUAAGUGUGAAACUUUGCAGAGAUAUAGUGCACAUAAAAUUGAAGAACUUGUCCGAUUUGAAAUCUCAAAUUUCAUUUUUGUGACGCCACAACUGGUGACGUCACAAAAUGGGCUUUUUGGUCAUACGCAGUACUAACCCCAAAAAUGGAGAAUUUGAAAGAAUAACUUAAUACAAAUACAAAGUGAAAGUCUCAACUCAUUAUCUUCUAUAGUUUAAGAGAUAUUUGUAACAUUCCACGCAUAUUUUUAAACAGACUUUGGACACAUUUUGUGGCCGAUUUUUAGCACUUUUUUUCCCAGCGUGUAUUGCGGUAGUCCUUUCGUAUGUACCUGCGUGACUGUCCAGCCCCUCGGUUUUUAAUAGUGACGAUGCUAUCCAUUGGAUAAACGGAACUGAAAUAGAGCUGGUUGCCAUUCAUCAAGUUUAGCUGAAACCUUCUUAAUCUUCUGCAUGAGCUUUGCCCAUCCGUAUUUGCCUUUUCCGAAAUUUAUCUUGCGUUUUCUGCAAUUUGAGGCACCUAUUUAGUCAGAUCUUUGAAGGUUUGGUAAUUGCUUAAAAGUAGUCCUACCUACGCCUUCAAUUUUCCUCUUACGUUUCCGGUAUUUGAUUGCAGUGCCACCGACUAUCGCGCCAAUUCUAGAUAAGACAGUUAACGAGACUGACAACUUAACUUUGCUCUGCCUGGCAACUGGUGUCCCUUUACCCUUUGUUUCCUGGGUGAAGGUUAGCAGUGGACAGCGCACAAAUGGAAGUUUGCUACAACUCACUAAUAUUAGUAGGAGUCAAGCUGGGGAAUACAGAUGUGAGGUCAGCAACGAAUGUGGCAAUGCAGUGGAGACAGUGAACAUCGCCGUACCAUGUAAGUUGCAAAGGUGUCACUCAUGCCAUGGUAUUUUGACAAUCGUGUAAAUUUCUGUAUUUUAAGAAGAGCGAGAAAUGUCGCUAAGAAAUCAUGAAUUCCUUUAGCUUGAGAAAACAGCCGGCUUUUCGCGAAGCCGCCACUGGUUUCCCCGCGAAAUGACGUCUUAGCAAGAAGCGCAGAAAUUCCACACUGAUAAUGCGCCACUACCCAGAUCUGGGCAGUGCUUCUGAUUGGAUGAAGAAAAUUAUCAACCAAUCAGGAGUACUACCUAGAUCUGGGUAGUGACACUUCAUCAGUAUGGAAUUUCUGCGCUCAUUCCUCAGACUUCAUUUUGCGGGCAAGCCUGUGGUGGCGUUACGAAAUGUCGGCUCUUUUCUCAGGCUAAAAUUCCUGUUGUUAAAAUUUCUUGAGCAUCAUAAUGAUGCAAAAUCAGGGUAAAGUAGUACACUUCUAUUCCUGCUCCUCUAGUUUUUAGUGUUUGCCUGUUAGACUUCCUUCAAAACAUUCGGACGAUUCGGACGAUUAUAUGGCUACUGCAUGUAUACAGUGACAUACGAUCGCCCGCAACUCUUUUUUAUAUGAUUGUGUCGACUGCUAAACACAUUAUAAUACCCUUCCUAGAUAAGUCUUCCCGACUUAUGCAGGAAGAUUGAAAAGCCACUGCUCGCUAGAGAAAUUUUAGACGAACCGGGCGAUCGAUACGACCCAGACGAUUAUAGAGAAGGAAGGUGGAAACAAGGGAUAACACCUCGGAAAACUACUUGGUACUGUGCGUUUUAGACAAAUUUACGUUGAUCUAAUACUAAAAUGACCUUGACGCUACUCUUCCUAUAUCCCCCAAGCUUAUGGCAUGAUUAAGGGGUGUUGACAGUAAAUGUCGUUGCAGCUGAAAAUACAUUAAUUAUUUUUUUAGUCAAACCUGAGAAUGUACGCUUGGUAGCGACCAACAUUGGGGAUGAAGCCUGCCAGAACGAUUCUGUAUCCCUGAGCUGCUCAGCUGAUGCUAUUCCACCAGUCUCGUCUUAUCAGUUUUUUGAAAAUAAUGUUCUUUUGGGAAGUAACAAUUCAGGAAUGUGGACCACAUCACUAUCAAGUAGUGGAAUGCUCAUCUACAGAUGCGUCGCCAGCAACCUUGUAGGAGCAGCAAUCAGCGUAAAUGUUUCGAUCGAUGUUGGAGGUACUGUCCUCCCUUUUUACUUGAAGAAUGUUUUUUUCCGUUUUGAAUAGAAAAAGAAAAGUGAAAGAAAAUCACGCGCGCACAUAUCGUUUUCGAAUAGUUUUACUAGUUCAAAAAAGCUUACCUUCCAUCAAUUUGUUCGCGAAAUACGCGAUUCCUUACCCAUUCAGGCGAGCUGCGUUGUUUCCACCAGGGCGGAUAAAUAUUGGGCGGUGAAACGAGCGCUCCGCUCUUCAUUUAAUGUGUGACGCGGAGUAGGACUGGCACGAGCGCUCUUUCCGCGCUUCCGGUGCGCUUGAAGGCCGGCGAAGUUUUCCUUUUUGCAAACCGGAAAUCCUAUUUACUUUCUGUAAUUUCAGGCUACAAUGUUAAAUAGAUAAAUUCGUUUCAUAACAAUAUCAAUAAACAGUUUCAUAUGUUUGUGUCUGUAUGCCCAUAAUUGAAACUUGUUGGUCGUAUAAUGCCAGAAUUUGAGUUAAAUUUGAAAGUGUUGAACACCUCCUCCUUCCACUAAAUAUCACCUAAUCAUCUUUCUUCGUUUCGUUUGCAAAAGCCUGACACUUCUUAACACCAAUUUUUACAUAUGUUAAAGGGGGAUAAAUUUUAUAUAACAUAACCCAAAAUUAGAUUGAUAUAUUUUGAUGUAGUGGCGUUGUAAUGCUUUAAACUAUAUCUCUCGGGUGCAACGCGCCAUGGGGAUUCGCACAAUGAGUCGCAAAUCCGGCAACCGCAUGUAAACAAAAUGUAUUGAAGUUAGUUGUAAGGUUUUUUCUCCGUUUUUCUCCCUAAAAUAAAACAAGGUACACAGUAAAAACUGAGGGGAAACUAAUUUCGAAGUUUCGAAGAUACAGAAAGACGUAUGAAAUGUUUUUUUUUUUCAAAAUUAAAAAGGAGGAUGAUGGUGAUUGAAAUUAGCAUAAUUUCACCUUGCACGAGCUGCACGCAUUUAUAAAAUACACGUCAUCUAGUUAUGAAAUACGAUCUGCUGUCUUUUAGUUUUGCCAUGGAUGACAUGGAUGAGAAAUCCCUUCGUGUUGUAGACAGUACUUAGUUGUUUUUGUUUUGGAAUAACAUCGACAUUGGCGAGUAGUUGAUCGAAAAUAUAUAUUUCAGUGGUAGAGUCAUGGAAGUAAUACGAGAAACCCUUUGAAAGAGAUGUUUGUCUACUCCAACUAAACCUCCCGCGAAAAUAGCAACAUUUGCCUCUCGGAGACAGCGUACCAGCACAAAGGAACGAGGAAGAGAUGCAAGAAAACAAAUCAAGCCGCCAUAAUUCAGUGACAGCGGCAGUGUCUAAUGGACAAACCACAUCGCAAGCCCUGACCAAAGUCGAAAACAAGCGACAUUUCUAAGCUGAGUCCCAGUCCACUGCAUCACACCUGUUUGCUCGUACGAGCUCGUUUCACUGGCUAAGCUUUAUCUGCUCGGGUUUCGACUAAAUUCCACUGCGCUAUUCUUACAGAAGAGACUAGAAGUAGUAGCAAGAUUUUGUUUUAUCAAUUAAGUCGACAAAGACAAUUUUCUCCUAUAUUUUGUACACAGAUACCCCUUGAACCGGCACGGAAACUAUAUACGUUAGGUGUUUUGUUCACAGGCGAGAACGUAAGAUGCUGCGACGCGCCGAUCUUGAAAGUCACAGAUAAAUCGGAUACGUUUCUGUGCCACUCUUUAGCUCAGUGUAAACAGGCUUUCAUACGAUACCAGAUCGCUUUUUUAUUUCGACAAGAAAGGCUUUCCGGUGUAUUGUAGAUAUACCCUUAGCCUGGUUAGCUCAGUUGGGAAAGCGCCGCUCUGCUGAGCGGCUCCGGGCGGACCAAGACUCAGGGUCUUGAAAUAACUGAGAAGAAAGUGCUGCCUUUGUAAUGACAUCUGCGAACGGUUAUUCUUUCUAGUCUUCUCGGAUAAGGGCGAAAAACCUUAGGUCCUGUCUCACAGCACUUUCACUUAUCUGGUUCUUGUGGGACGUAAAAGAACCCACACCACUGUUCGAAAAAAGUAGGGCACGUAGACGGCGGUGGUGUGGCCAACCUUCACACAUCAUUCGCAUCAUGGGUUGGGUGGGUACAGUAAGCUCAUAGAUGGACUGAGAGCGGCUGCCAGAGGCGCCUUUGUAUGCUGACGUCCGAGCUUAUAUUGUAAAGAGGGCACGUCUGUUGUCCUGUCAUCUAUGACUCUUUCGUUCCUUUCAAAGUUAACCAUGCUGCGUUCUUAUGCCGUGAAGCUGGUGUUAUAUGGCACAUGCAGCUCGUGCAAAGAAAACCAAUUAAGAAGAAAACGGCAGUAAAAAGAAUAUAAUAGUACUCUUUCAACAUUUAUUCUGGGACUCCGUGUAAUUUUUGUUUGAUUGCAGUACCGUCAUCCAUCCGAUCAAUACAAAAUGAGACUUUGGUUGAAGGUUCAAGCCGGAAUCUGACCUGUAGCGCGUCUGGAAUCCCUCCACCCACCGUUGCUUGGAUCGACGAGGGCAGUGGUCAACGCACACCAGGAAAUGUUUUGAGGUUGAUUGAUAUUUACAGAAAUCAAAGUGGAGAGUACAGAUGUGAAGCAAGCAAUAGGUGUGGCAAUAAGUCAGUGACUACAUUCGUCCAUGUGCUUUGUAAGUGAAGGGAAUAAUAAUCAUAAGAAUAUGUACAGUGAAACCUGCAUUAAGCUUACUUCGUUUUAAUAAAUCCCUUUCCAGUAUCUUUUGCGUCGCUGAAUUUAGCGAUAUCUAUCUGUAAUUUUCAUGUUUGCAGAAAGAUUAGCCUGCGAACUGCAGACGUGUUUCCGGUGGUCGCUUCUCUCCCUUUCGAAAUUUUCGAAGGGAGAGAAGCGACAACCCGAAAUACGUCUGCAGUCCACAGGCUACAGAAAGAUGGAACAGGGCAGAGUAUAAUUCGUAUGUGAUAUAAAAAAAACUUGGGCUGAUCAGAUGGCUUGAUUGUCCAUGUGAAAUUAUAUGAAAGUUGCAUUUCAACUCACCUUCCAAACAAUUCCUGUAUGUUUUUUUUUUCUUUCUGCCUUCUGCCUUCCUCUUCCAUUUUCCCCCAUUUAUGCUUUUUUCUUAUUUAGUCGCCCCCUUGCCCGUCUUGUCAUUUCAGGAGGCCAAAAUAUUCAAAAUGUUUCGCUGUUGGUGUCCUUACAAAAUAUUCCAGCCAUUGUUCUUAAUACGUCCCACUUGAAGCCGCUCUUAUCGACUUUUUCUUUGUAUUUCUGUAUUUUUUGUUUGUAUUUCUUUGUAUUUCUUAGCUAUUUCCCCUGACUUCGAAUUGAAAGCGUUCAUUUUUGUAAGAGCGGUUCUCAUUGAAAGCGUUCAUUUUUGUAAGAGCGGUUCUUUCCAGCGUCCACGCUUCACUGCCAUAGGUGGCUACUUGAAAAACGCAAAAAGUUUUGGGAAUUUUUGCGAUGUAGUUGUGCCUGAAGGUCGUGUACACCGAACCUGGCGUAGUAACAGGUGGUAUAAAGAGUACCUACAACCUCUGGUUUUAAUAAUACGUUUACUUCCUGCCAAGUUUAAAACGGAGGACGAGGAGGAGGUGUGAAUUUCCUUUUGCGAUUCGUAGACGUUGGCUUUUGCUAGUUCUCGACUCGACUAACUUGAAAGACUUCUCGCAAUCCAAUGCAAACUAACCUUGACUGUAACUAAUAUUUUAUUAUUGUCUUUUUUACGUAGACCCUCCAGUCAUAACACACAUUUCUAACAACCAGACAUUGAAUGCAGGCUCCAGUGUGACUCUGAACUGCUCAGCAGAUGGUAAUCCACCUCCAGUCAUCAGCUGGACAAGAGUAUCCGAUAACAGUGCUGUCGUCUUUCCUUUGACCAAUAUUGAACUACAGCAUGAAGGAACCUACAGAUGCACUGCUAAUAACAGCGUUGGAAGUGCUAUUACUGGAGACGUAUCCAUUGUUGUAAAAGGUACAACUUUUACGUUCAUGCGCGACCUUCAAUACAUUGCCUCUAUUUUAAAAAUAUUACGUGGAUUAACAGAUAAUAAUUACGCGACAGCCACAGGGGAAAUCCCCCAUGUCCAAAUUGUAUUAUUUGCAGAUUUCUUGUCGUCUAUCUACAAUAAAACAUAUACAGCAGGUUGACGUUUUAAACAAAACCAUAAUUUUUUAGUUGUUGCCGUUUUAGUGUAGUGGUUUAGUGUUAAACAGGAGCCUUUUGAAAGUCAAUGACUUCUAUGGAGUCAAGUUGGCAUCCAUAAGAACUGUUAUUUAUUUUCCAAUAUAUGAACAGGUGGUUGUGCAGUUGGAUGCUCUAAUCAACGGAAAUGUCGAAAACUCGGGGAAUUUUACUUCUGUUUGUGUGAUCGAGGGAAGAAAGGACCAGAUUGCGAAGACACUGGUACGUGUACUGCCACAUUAAUCAUGAGUCAAUUAUCGUAAUUACCUGAGUACCUUCUCCGAUCGUUCACUUUUUUUACUUAUUAUCUCCAUGUUAUCAAGGCAGGAAGUAUCAAUACAGCUUUUCUACCAUCGCAUACACUUUUUAAACGGUGGUUUUGCGUACUUUUUUUCUUGUAUGUGGUUCAAUUUUAUCCUUAGUUUAAAUUUUAUUUUUUUCGUUGCUCGUGGGGAUGGUAUUAUUUGAUAAUGAGCUGAAACAAAGAAAAUAAAAUUUGAACCAAGGAUAAAAUUAAUCUACAACGUUAUAAAACUCGCGUAUUAAUGUGUCAACAAGUUUUAGGGCUCGAUUUGAAGUCGCGUUUUUUGUGUUGCAUUGAUUGCGUAUGCAUUGCUCUAUUAUUAUCAUUAUUAUUACCAUUAUUAAUUUAAUUUUUGUUAUGAAUAUUCCCCCUUGUUACUUCCCAGAACAACUUGUGAAGACCGUAGAAGUCCGCUUCAAAUUUCCUCGGCAAUAUAAACCUGUAUAUGACGACCUUGAUGCUAAAGAAACCAAAGAGUUUACUACCCAAAUUGUGAAUGCUGUAAGUCUCAUUUUCGUCCAUAUCUUUAUUCCAUAAAAUUUCAUUUUUACGUGGUUGUCAUUUUCUGUCAAGACUGUUGCAGUUCAAGAUCUUCUGUUAAACGGCGUGUACAUAUAAAAAACAAUCCUUUCAAAUCGUGUAGGAUCACGAUUUGUUCUUGUUGAGGUAGGGAAACCCCAAACAUGCUAUAAUGAAACUACUUUUUAAGAACUUUUUUUGUCAAGAUGGAGUCACUAGACGCCAAGGGAAAGAUCUUUGACACCUUGCUCCGCAUUGCAAGUUUUGCACCGAAAACUUACCAAUCACUACACAGAACGAGAAAUCACUAAGCUGUAUGAUAAUUUCAUCUAUCCUUAGAUUUUAACUUUGUUUGCCAGCUUGGCCGCGGAAUUAUGAAGCUAUCCUUAGCUUAGAUAUUUCUCACGCAUUUUCUUAUAACCACACGUAGUUGUUAAGAAACAAUAUCUGUAAUAGUAUCCUAGUAAAUUUGGUCCAGUGUUAACUCGUGGCUAUCUUGUCAUAUAAUUUCAUCAUGAAGACGCGUUUCGUUAUUGUGGCUUAAUUGUUUUUCGAUAGAGGUCGGGAAACGCAGCUUUUAUUUUUUGGAGGGUACUCUGGCCUGCUUAUUUUUAAUCAAACUGCAGAUAGUUAUUUUGAGCUCGGAGUUGGAGUCAGACACUUGCAUAAAAACUGAGAGGAUAUUUGUUUUUGAAAGACCCUUAUUAUUUUCACAGGCUGAGGACGAAUAUAAUAGCCAAGGUUUCGAAGUGGAAAGGGUAAUAGUAACAAAAUUAAGGUAAGUUGUAGGAAUCUUAAGGUUUUACUUUUGCAUGGGAAGAGUGCUUGGACAGGAGAAAAAUCCAACUGCCUCUUCAUUUCCUAGGGAAGUAGGCCCCUGUGUACCUUUUCCUAGGGACGUAGGCCCCUGUAUCUUUUCCUGGGGGUGUAGGCCCCUUUACAUUUCCUAGAGAUUUGGCUCCUGUACCCUUUUUGGGGAUGUAGGCCCCUUUACAUUUCCUAGGGAUGUAGGCCCCUGUACUUUUUCAUAGGGAUGUAGGCUCCCGUACCUUUUCUGAGGGAUGUAGGCAACGUUCACACGGGACCGAAUUAAUUUUCGACAGGUUGGAAAUUCGUGCGUUUGAGUGUUCGUUUAUGAAGACGCCUAGCCGCUCAAAGUUCCGUGUGAACGUUUGAACGGUGCUGUGUAAGCGUAGUGUCCGGUUAGAAUAUUCAUCGGGUCGAAAAUUCGGCCGGUACCGUGUCAACGUAGUUGUAUUUAUGACUGAGGUGUCCAAUUAUCCCUCAAAUUCGACUUGUUUGAUACCAUUCUGUUUUAAUGCAUUGUCAACAAAACCUUCAGCAUCCCCAACAUCAUCAUCAUUGUCGUCGUCGCUCUCGAUUUUCUCCUGUCCUCCCCUUUUUUCAGUUGUUUUAUCUUUCACGCUUAUUCACCCUUUUGGCUUUCUGGUUUUUCCUGACAGUCAAGGAAGCGUGAUUGCAGAUUUGGAGGUGCAAUUCAAAAACGACGUUAGUGAAAGUGAGAUACGGGAAUUGACCGAUAAGAUAACUGAAGAUGGGAAGCUUGGCCCGUUGAGUGUAGAUGAUUUCAGUGUUGGACCAACUGCUCAACGUUAGUACUGUUCUCAGUAAUUUUUUUUCCGAUCAUUCUAAGAUGCUGUACAAAGUCCCUUAUGUAAAUCUUACAAUCAACAUUAUAUAAAUUGCCCUAUAUAACUUAAUCCUUAAAGUGUUGACCUUAAGACUCCUUAAAGUCUUCAAUUUAAGACCCCUUAAAGUGUUUCACUUUAAGACUCCAAGUGUUCACUUUAGGACUCCUUAAAGUGUUCACUUUGAGAACCCUUUGAAGUGUUUACUUUAAACUCCUUAAAGUGUCCACUUUAAGACUCCUUAAAGUGUUCACUUUAGGACUCCUUAAAGUGUUCAAUUUUGAGAACCCUUUGAAGUGUUUACUUUAAACUCCUUAAAGUGUCCACUUUAAGACUCCUUAAAGUGUUCACUUUAAGACUCCUUAAAGUGUUCACUUUAGGACCCCUUAAAGUGUUCACUUUAAGACUCCUUAAAGUGUUUACUUUAAAGUGUUCACUUUAAGACUCCUUAAAGUGUUUACUUUAAAGUGUUCACUUUUAGAACCCCUUCAAGUGUUCAGUUUAAGACUCCUUAAAGUGUUACUCUUAAAGUGAACACUUUAAGACCCGUUGAAGUGUUCACUUUGAAACUCCUCAAAGGGUUCACUUUUAGAACCCCUUAAAAUCAGGGAAAAUUGCCGAGGAAAAUAUAAAGGCAACAAAAAAUAUAAAUUUCAGUUUUUCAAAUUCGAGCGCGCUUAGCCAAAAUUUUAAAACUAGAACAUCGUGUCGCCGUCUUUUCAAAACUUUUUUGUUUUCUACGCCAAUAGAAAUAACCUUUAAGAACGAAUGUUGCUAAGGAUUGAGCAAAAUUGGAAAUGGUCAAACAAAACCUUCCCCCAGACUUUGUGUGUAGUUAGUACUUCAGAUGAAACUACUCACUGUGGCAUUUGUUUGACUUCUAACAAAAACCUGCACUGGGCAUCAGGGGGGCGACGGGGGGGGGUUGAGUUUGAACCAAAAAAUUGCAUUUUGUGGGACAAUUUUCUCCUUGAAAAUUGGAGUUUUGUUGGGUAAAUAUUUCAGAAAGCAGACUAACAGUUAAAAAUCUGUUUACAUGAUCGAUAGCAAAAUAUCACCUUUCCAUAAAAAUGUUAUCAAUUUUUCUCUUAAUAUUCCCUCAUCUUCAGUGCAUAUCUACAAAGUUUCCUUUACCACUGACAACUUGCCAAAUUACUGAAGCUGCUUAUGAUGGGCAGAAACAUAUUUUUCCUUAGCGUGCAUGAAAAUGGUACUCUGUUAGAUACUCUUACUACUUGUCUACAAGGUAAUGUAUCUUAGUCACGCAAUGUUCACGUCACAAGCGCUGCACUGAUUUUAUAAUUAUUCUUUCCUCUAUAUAAAAUUUUAGAAUUUUCAUGAAUUCGUGUAAGUUUUAUUAAGCAUAAAAUCAGAAAAACAGUGUACCCAAUCCUAUUUUAGCUUGCUGAUCAAAAAGUUUCAAAGUAGACCUUCUUUCUGAAUUUGUAUGAAGGCCUCGCUACCCGGGGGAGGGGAGGAGGUCCUAAAAGUUGUUCGUAUGGCUGACUCACGGCUGCAGUGAACUCAAAAAAAGCAAGCGUCACGAGGAAACAGUUCACUAUCUUUAACAGAAAGUUAACGAUGAUGUAGCCUGCUAAUACAGCUGUCUCUCAUCCCUCUACACGUUUCGCGCAACGUCCCAGCGACGGAGUACGAUGAGGGGCUGCCGUAUUCGCAGGCUAAGAAGUCGGGGUGCAACAAGUUUUGACUUGCGAAAGUCGAUUCAUCCCCUUACGAACUUGCGUCGCAAUCGAGUCCCGCCAGGAUCACAAGGUCAUUCUUCUGAAAUAGAAACUGCAGUGGGAAUUUUGUGAAACUUAGUGAACUUUAAGUUUGAAAUAAAAUUGGAGGGUCCCCAUACUCGUUUAGGUGCAACGGCAACUCGUAUAUACACAAUAAUUCUUUUAAAUACCAACAAUAUUGUACGUUUUUUUUACGAGUGCAUGCUUUUAACAAGUUUCAGACGACUGGUUCUUUUUUUGCAUUUCUGCACUGAAAAUUAGUUUUUAUUUUUUCUAGAGAAAGAAAGCUAUUGCUUAUUUUAGAAAAAGGGGAAAUGAUAGUUCUUCAUACUCGUUUAAGAGAAAAUGGAGAUUUACAUCUGUGGGAAGUUCCAUUUUGUUAUGAUGCUGGCACCAGACGUCACUAAACUUGAAGAAGACUAUUUGUGCUAUUUCAAAAAUAUUCCUUAUUAAAAAAAUACCUUUUUGGGGUUGUUGAUCUUCAAGCAAAUUUGGUCUUAUUCAAAAGACCAUUUUUUUCUUCACAUUGCUUGUUAUGCGACGAACACGCUCAUCAACUUCCUUCACUAGCGUUUCUCGAUUUAAAAGUUUCGGAAUAACUUUUAUUAACCAUCUAUUAGUUUAUUUCAUUGUAAAUAAACUUGUAGUUAGCUAAUUUGGGGGAAUAAUUCGAGUCAAAUGUGGGUUUGGAAUGAGGGGAAAAUUUUAGCCUCGUUUGGAGGUCAUUGUAGUUAAAAGCUUGGUAAACAAAUUUUUCGUGUUCAACACAUAAUUGUCACCUAGAAAAAAAGUAUUUACCAACCUUUUCUCGAUUUUGCCUACAGAAGUUUUAUUGGCGGCUUUUUAUCAUAGGUUGUCCCAGUCCAAUUGCACUCAUUCAAUAUUCAGGACGAUCGGAGCACGCGCUUUCAAAUUAUACUACAAGUUGCCUACAUCAUAAAAUGUUUGCAUGCAGAGAAUUCCAUAACACAACAAUCUGCUCCUAUGUGGUAUGCAGGGUAAUAAUGCGCUUUUAGCGAAAACGUUAAGAAAAAUCCAAAAUCAACUCUACGGCCAGCCGGUUCUCACUUUUGUUAAGCACCAAAUUUGCAGUGCGAGCUGUUUGCGGGGGUUUGAAUGAGCAUUAAUAGAGUUACGCUUCAAAAUUAUGAAGAAUUUAUUAUAUUAAUUUUCGUUGUGUUUUUUUUAGGCGCCGCAUUUUGAGUACUCCUGCAUGCGAUGUCAUGUACGACUAAAAACAAACGACACAGCGAUUAAAAUUGCGAAAGAGACUACUAAACAAUCAAUAAAAGAAAUAUAAUUCGGUGAAACAUUUACAGAGACAACAAUUUUCAUUCACGAAGACAAGUACUGAGAGUAAAAUGUCUCUGAAAAUCCUGAAUUUUUAGCAUAUAUUAAGCUUAAAACCUUGCAGAUUGAAGCUUAUGUUUUAACACGGCUUCCCGAUAUUUGCUAUUUUUAAAGAUGAACGCGAGGCAAGAAAAUCGCUCAAAGCUAUCUUUUUACAGCCAAAAUUAAAACUAAAUAUUCUUCGGAACGUUUUCUGUGUAUUUGCGGUCAGAAAAUGUCUAAAGGCUUUUUAAAGUUCUGUAAGCUUAUAGCAAACCUGAUUAAAGCUUACAAACGUGCAUAAACGGGCAUAAACUAGCCGCAUAAACUACGCUCGACUUCGUAAAAUAAGCAUCAAAUGCAAUAAUUACUCAGGCUUACCAGUCGAGAUGCAGGUCCUGAAAGCCAUCAAAUAAGGCUAGAAUCGCUUGAGACUUUUCAAGCAAGGUGAAGUGAUUAAGCUCAUUUUUGAAAACGAUGUUCUCCGAAAUCGGAUUUCCCACAAGCGGCGCAUUUCUUAACCAAAAUCCAAUGAACAAACCAGCCAUGAAUGAAAUAUUCUUGGUAGCAGCUGUAUUUUAUUUUGUACAUCGAGUGGCAGUUAAAGUGAUCAGAAGAUGACGCAAAACUCUGCCAGCUUAAUUAAGUUAAGUUGUAAUAGCUAUGUUCUUAAUAAAAAAGGGUGGUACCGACCUAAAAUCACAGUUGCGGUUGAAAUCUAUUUCAUUUCUUGUGAUUUACAAAAUGAGAAUUUUUUCAACCUAAAGCUUACGUUCUCUUAAAGUGCAUAGAUUAACUUUCAACUGACCUUUGUAUGUUACUUUUCCAGAUCCGUCUACAGCUACUGCGUCUACAACUGGAACUGCAAACAAGGCUGUAGUACAAAUAGACAACAGCACUUCCUUCAUUUUGUUUUCUUUCGUUGUAUUUAUAAAUUCAAUGAUGUACUGGUGAAACGUACCCACGUACAGCAAAAGCUCCGCCAUAAUUUUGCUCCAAAGCUGGUAACACAAUGUAGUAAUCAGUCUCAAUAUAUUCCACACGCGGUACAGAAUAGGUAGAAAUCAUGGUACAAGGGCACCCAACGACCGUUUCCUACUAAAUACAUUGAAAACACUUUCUGGGCUAUCCAGAGUACUUUUAGAUCUCUCGAAAUGCAUUCUAAGCGGC